Messenger RNA from Dissoconium aciculare CBS 342.82, 1171 nucleotides. RefSeq names its product acyl-CoA N-acyltransferase. Gene Ontology annotation, cellular component: NatA complex. Bases 123 to 821 code for a protein of 232 amino acids. Lineage: Eukaryota; Fungi; Ascomycota; Dothideomycetes; Mycosphaerellales; Dissoconiaceae. Gene Ontology annotation, molecular function: protein N-terminal-serine acetyltransferase activity; protein-N-terminal-glutamate acetyltransferase activity. Gene Ontology annotation, biological process: N-terminal peptidyl-glutamic acid acetylation. The record is from RefSeq and is a predicted model, not a curated record. The transcript has 3 exons.
CGCCGCCGCAUCGGCAUCCUUAGAAUUAUCAUUCGCGGCGCAAACAAAGGAUUGCUCGCGGGCGGAUAUUGAGAACACCUAUCAGAUUCUUGAUCUUGACGCACACGAACCGUCCCGCCGCCAUGGAUAUCCGAGUAUUGCAAAGUACAGACAUUCCGCAUGUCCAACAAACGAACAUUACCAACCUUCCCGAGAACUACUUCUGCAAAUACUACAUGUACCAUGCAUUGAGUUGGCCCGCAUUAAGUUACGUCGCCGUUGAUGUUUCAAGACCGAAGAAGACACCAUAUGACGCGCCGAAGAUUGUAGGAUAUGUCCUCGCCAAGAUGGAAGAAGAUCCCGCCGACGGCAUUCCUCAUGGACACAUCACAUCCCUCAGCGUCAUGCGCACACACCGGAGAUUAGGACUUGCCGAGAAGCUCAUGCGUCAGAGUCAACGAGCCAUGUACGAAACCUACGGCGCCAAAUACGUCUCUCUCCACGUCCGUAUCUCCAACAUUGCCGCCCUCGCGCUCUACCGGGAUACCCUGGGCUUCAAAGUCGGCGGUACCGAAGCGAAAUACUACGCUGAUGGAGAGGAUGCCUUCAGCAUGCGAAUGGAUCUGGAUUACUUCAAAGAGGAUGUUCUCGAGGACGAUUUUGGUGCGGAAGAGGAGGGUUCUCCAUCACUAGGCAAGGACGAAGGCGAUGCGGUGGGGAGUGCGGGGUCGCAGGGCGAUGCGACGGCGGCGAAGAAGGAGGACUUGAGGACUGUGAAGGUCGGGAGACCGAUUGGUGUGGGAGAGUUGGUGGAGAGGAAUGAGAGCGUGAAGGCCAAUUGAGGGGUGGGUAUGGAGAAUGAGUAAACGAGCGAAUGAAUGAAUGCGGAUAAAUAAACGAACUGAUACCACCCGAUCAUGGGUUACAAAAGCUACGAGCGAAGCGCUGGUCUCAUUGUGAAUGGGCGGAAUGUUGACUCAAGUACAUUCCUGCUGGAAUAUGUCGACAUGUACGAUCACAGCAAGAAGCGACGAGAGAAACAUAAACUUCUUCGCGCUUAUUGACGAUAUCGACUUCAAAGAAUUUCAUCAAUAGAUCUAGCUACUAUCGCUCUGGCUACAUGUAAUUGAUCACAUUCCUCCGCUAGUUGUAAAUCUUACUCCGCUAGUUGUAAAUCUUACUCCCAACGUCA